This is a messenger RNA of Toxotes jaculatrix (banded archerfish), 4856 nucleotides long. RefSeq names its product apoptotic chromatin condensation inducer 1b (gene acin1b). The record is from RefSeq and is a predicted model, not a curated record. The transcript has 17 exons. Gene Ontology annotation, molecular function: nucleic acid binding. Lineage: Eukaryota; Metazoa; Chordata; Actinopteri; Toxotidae. Bases 19 to 3627 code for a protein of 1202 amino acids.
ACAAGCGGAGGGAGCAAAAUGGCGGACGAAGAUAUUACGCUUGAUGGAAAACCUCUACAAUCGCUCCGAGUCGCGGAUUUGAAAGCGGCUCUGGAGCAAAGAAACCUCCCAAAAAGCGGGCAGAAAAACACUCUCAUUAAGCGACUGAAAGGGGCUCUGAUGCUGGAAAACCUACAGAAGUCAUCUUCCUCCCACAGUGGGCUGCAGCCCAACUCUCAGAUAGGGGAGGAGAUGUGCCAGAACAGCUUCAUAAAACAGUACCUGGCCAAGCAGCAGGAACUUCUUCGCCAGAGACUUGAGAGAGAGGCCCAGCAAGAGGAAGAAGCCGAUGAGAGCCCAGCAGUGCCGGAGGAGGAUGAAGAGCACUCAGAGGACAAUGACAGCUCCGCCUUUGUCUCUGACAAGCAGCAUUACCCCAUACCCUCCCAGCCCCCACUGACCAGGGCAGAGGAGAGAGGCAGAGGAGCUCCGGUGGUAAGUCACGGGAUAAUGGCGCACAGCCCUGACAUGGGCCCGAGUCCUACCCUCCACUGCCAGCAGUUCCCUGAGGCCCCAGGAACUAGGAUGCAGCGAGCCAUAGGACAUAAGGAGCCACCUGCCCCCUCUCCUCCCCGCGCUGUAGCCUCCCUGUCUGUGCGUGUCCUGGGUAAGCCUGACCGCCAGGGGCUUCCUCCUGCCAUGCCCCGAGCCCAGGAGAAGGAGGGCACAGCACCAAGUGAACCAGGAUCAGCUCAUCCUGUCCUCCACCUUAGCCGAUCUGCUGGAGUAUCAGCAGGAAGUAAUGUCCAUGAGGAUAGUGACAAAGAUGAUGGUGAAGAUGAGAGUGAGGAUGAUGAGGAUUGGGGGCCUGGUCCUGGCACAGCACGCAGGGGCAACAGGGUCCCUCCCCAGCCGCAGCCGAUGCCUCCCAGUGUCCCAUCGGCAGGCGCAAGAUCCAAACGCAAGCUUCAGCCUCCGCAGCACAUCCCACCACCACAGGUACACCACACACCCAUGCAGCUGCGUCAUCCCACGCCUCCUCCCUCACCACCCCCUGACCUGUUCCCCCUCCCUGACACCCCCAAGCAGAGCCCACCAGACCCAGAUGACCAGGAGGGAGAAGGCCCUGAGCGGGCACGUGGCCGAAGGGUGGCGUCUUUCCCACCUCCUACCAUGCAGAGGCAAGACUCUGACUCAAGUUCUCGCUCCAGCAGUCCAGAGCCCCUUGUGAAGGACAGACCAGGACCCCUUUCUCUGCUUGUACAUAAAAUGGAGUCAGAGGGGGCUUUCCGUGCACGGGAACACGUCCCAUCUGCAGAAAUCUCAGGAGAUACAGCACACUCCACUGCCGCGUUUGCCAGUGAAUCUCCGCUGCAAAGACUGGAGAGAAAGAGGCAACAAGACAACAGAGAGAUGGAGGAGAAGGAGAGAGAACGACAGCAGGAGCAGGAGAAAGAAAGAAGUAAAGCACAAGAACUGGCGAGAGAGAAGAAACACUUAGAAGAAGAGAAGGAAAAGGAGAGAAAACGACUGGAAGAGGAGGAGAAACAGAGGCAGAAACAAGAGCAAGAAAAAGAGAGAAAACGCCAGGAUGAGGAGAAGAGAAAAGAGGAGAAACGCCUAAAGGAGGAACAGGACAAGAGACAGCAGACAGACAGGAUGGUUGUGACUGAGGCACAAGAUUCAGCUUCAUCAUCAGAUUCUGACUCCAAAUCAGACUCCUCUUCACGCUCAUCGCAGUCGUCCUCCUCCAGGGAUAAAUCCUGCACUGUCAAGCAACUGAAGAAGGUAGACCAAGGACAAGAAGCAGUGGAAGAAACUAACCUGAGUAAAGGGGCAGAGAAACGAUAUCUCCCAAAAAGGGAGGUGUCAGAGCCCAGCGCAGCUGCUGUGACAGAGGUGGAACCAGACUCAGAGAGCUCCAUGGCCCAGCAGCCGGCCUCCGGGGCUGAGCCGGAGAACAACGAGAACCGCCUGGAGGAGAGCACCACUCCUAAGGCUUUUGCUGCUCGCAAGAUAUCCUUGACCAGCAGUAAGACUUCUCCAGCCACAGAUGGAGGAGCAGGAGAGGCUGAGAUGGGAAGUGCAGCCGGGAGGAAGCGGCGGUGGGGCUCCAGCACAGCAGUCACUGCUAAGAAACCAUCGAUCAGCAUCACCACUGACUCACUGAAGUCUUUGAUUCCAGAGAUCAAAGUAAACCAGGAGGCAGUGGUGGAGCUUCACCCAGAGGAGCUGCAGCUGUCUGGGGACGAGGAGAACAUGGACACCAGCCAUGGUGACCAGGACAAAGGACUCAAGAUCCGACGCACUGUCACACAGGUUGUCCCAGGUGACAGUCAGGAAAAUGGCCAGACAAAUGAAGAAGAAGAGGUGGAGAAAACGGAGAGAGAGAAACAACGCAGGACUUCGAGAGACAAAAGGAAGAACAGUCUUUCUGAGGAAGCCUCGGAAACACAGUUAUCUGUCAAGCUUGAUGGCGAGGCAAAGAAAGUUACCCCCAGCGACAGUCUGGUGCGUCGCUCCAUCAGUCAGCAGAAGUCUGGCGUGUCCGUCACCAUCGACGACCCUGUCCUCACAACUAAGCAGCCCUCGCCACCUCAUGGCAAAGUCUCAAAUAUCAUCCAUGUGACCAAUCUGGUACGACCCUUCACUCUGGGCCAGCUGAAAGAGCUGCUGAACCGGACAGGCACCGUGGUGGAAGACGGGUUCUGGAUCGAUAAGAUCAAGUCUCACUGCUAUGUCACAUACAAUACGACAGAGGAGGCAGUCGCCACCAGGACUGCCAUCCAUGGGGCCAAAUGGCCUCCGAGCAAUCCCAAGGUCCUCAGCGUUGACUUCUGUGAGCAGGAUGAGCUCGACUUUCACAAAGGUGUCCUGAAGCCAGACAGGGAGGAGGAACAUGUUGCCCCACCAGGUGGUCCUCAAAACCGGCUGCCCCCACUGAUGCCCGAGCGAGACCGGGACCGAGAAAGAGACCGCGACAGGGACAGGGAGCGUGAACGAGACAGGGAACGGGACCGGGGAGUUGGAGGAGUUCGGGACCUGUGGGCGGAGCGGGAGAGAGAGAUGGAGCGCCGGGAGCGGGCCCGUGGUGAACGGGAAUGGGACCGUGAUAAGGUCAGGGAAUUUGCAAGACCAGGAGAGGACGGACGGCGAUCCCGAUCCAGAGAUAGAGAGCGUAGGAGGAGGGAGAGGGCGAAGAGCAAGGAGAGAAAGACAGAUAAGAAGGAGAAAGGAGAUGAGCCUCCGGCCAAACUUCUAGACGACUUGUUCCUUAAGACCAAAGCGGCUCCAUGUAUAUACUGGCUUCCCCUCACUGAGGAGCAGGCGGCGCAGAGGCUUUUGGACCGUACAGAGCGGCAGAAGGAGCGUGAGCGAAGACGCAAAGAACAGCAAGAAGAGGAGGACAAGAAGCGUGAGGAGGAGAAGAAGGAGAGGCUGAGGGGCCGGGAGAAGGACGGUGGCGUAACAGUGAGCGGCGGAGCAGCCGGGCGAGGAGCUGACGUAGACAGAGAGAGGGACCGUGGCCGAGACAGAGAGGGGGACAAGAAGAGGGACAGCGGCCACCGGCCCAGACGACCCUCGGUGGGUGCCGGCAGCGGACGCCGGUCUCGUAGCCGUAGCAACCAGAGGGACAGACGCCGCUGAGGGGUGGGCAGCUGCAGGGGAAGCUGAGGAGAGAGAGAUAGUGGUAAGCAGUGUAGCAGAGGGCACAGCAGACAGGAAGUCUUGGGAGGGAGUGUUUCCACAACAGUUCUCUUGCCUCAAAUUCAGGACUUGUGUCUGCUCCUCACUACCUGCCCCACUGGGCUUUAAUUCGUCCACUUUGACGCCAGCGUUGUCUUCCACACACUUCUGCCAUUUCCCCUCCUCCUUAAUGUCGAUUCACCCAGAAAAUGUUGAUUACGUUUGGUUUAUAGUAAAACAAUGGUUGACUUAGCUCCAGUCCCCAAUAUUUUCUCUUUCUGUCUUCCAGAAGCAAAAUCCAGUCCUUAACCACCCCCGUAGUGAGCAGCGUUCCUCCUCGUCUUCGUGUAGUGUUGUUAAUUAUUCUCUGUUGAAGAAAAGAAGCAAGGAGGGCGGUGGUUUUUUGGCUCGCCUCAGGAUUUUGUCCCACUGAGGUUUGGGAGCCCGCCUCUUUAUUUUAGUUCUGCGGGUGCACAGUUCCUUCCUCCUCAGAGCCCUGUAAUAAAACCAGUCCAAAAUAGAUCCCUGACCUUCAAAUAUUUUCUAGGAUCACUUUUAGUGCUCCACUCUUCAGCACUAAGAUUUUUUUUUUUUAACCAUACAACUAGAUUUAAAGGCCAUCUUUGUGAACGUGAGGAAAGUUGUUUUGUUUUGUUGUUUUAUGGAUCACGUUUAUUUUUUUCUGCCUUGGACGGCUGUUGUGUGUUACAGCAGGUGAUGUUUGUGGGAGUGAUAACAUUCAUCCUUCAUCUCCCACGAAGAUACAACUCGUAAUGAAGUCUCAACACUGUAACCUGGAACAUACGCGUAUUAUAUGCAACACAUAUAAACCAUAUAAUACGUGGCACUAUGUGUUGUGUGAUGCCGGAGACAUGCAAAUGCUCGAGUUUGUCUUUAGUGGAUAAUUUACAGGGGGUAAACAUUAGUUCUAGUCAAGUGGAGGUUUUAUUCUGUAACAAUUACAGGAAGCUGUCUCCAUUUUGAAAUCCCUCCAAACCCCUUGAAUCAUAUAUAUUUAAGGAGGCAAAAAAUAAAAAGUUUAGCUUCUAAUAGAGUAAUGGUUACAAUUUUAAUAUUUUUAAUUUUCCGUUUUUAGUUCGAAACAGUUUGAUUUUGUUGCUUUUUCUCCUCCUGCAAGUGCUGAAUGUACCAAGAAUUUAAAAAAUGAAUAAAUUUAAAUUGGUUUAUCA